AUGAAGAGCUUCAUUCUGCUUGCUACGCUUCUCGUAGUAGGCUUUGCUACCGUCCUUGCCACGCCUCACCGUCAGGGUGCGAAGCGUUUCUCACUGGAAACAAACCGAAAGUCCAGCUCCAAGCCUGAUUUUGUUCGGGAAUGGGUGGCGGCUCACCAGAAAUGGGGAGAGCCAGUCUCGCGAGAGACUCUGGCUGCUUUUUCACUCCUCGAUGAUGAUGGUCGUGUGGAUGUGAAGCCUAUGGGUAGCGAUGACAUCUACAUCGCUGAUAUCAAAGUCGGCACUCCUCCUCAGACCCUCAAGGUGGCCAUCGAUACUGGGUCUGCAGACUUUUGGGUCCAAUCCACUGACACAAUCUACAAAGCAGUCACCGAAGGCCCUUGGGCUCCCCUGUACAGGCCCAAUGCAUCCAAAACGGCUCAUCGCGUUCGCGACGCUGAAUGGGCGGUUGAAUACGUUGACGGUAGCCAUGCCGAAGGUAUUGUCUACCUUGAUACUGUUCGUCUCGGAGGUUUUGAACUCAAGGAUGCGGCUAUCCAAUCUGCGCAGCUCAUGGCAGCACGCUUCGAGGGCGAACCCGAACUCACUGGCAUCAUGGGCCUUGCCAAAACGCUCCCUAGCAACGUGGAUCCUCCGACACCCUCUCUGCUCGACAAACUCCGUCCCCUGUUGGACAAGGCGGUCUUCACAGUUGAUUUGCGUCGGAAUGCCACAGGCCGUUUUGAUUUCGGCUAUAUUGACGAGAGAAAGGCCAAGGAUAACAUCUCAUGGAUGGCAUCGCGAGAGGAUAGCCCCCAUUGGGACGUCACGUUUGAUAUGACAGCUUGGACCGGUUCACGCCGAGUUUGGAUGGCACGUACUUUCGAAGCUACCAUCGAUACGGGCACAACUCUCAUUUUCCUGCCUCCAGAUAUUGCAGGCUUGUACUGGAAUGAUGUGCCAAAUAUGCGAGUCAACCCUGACCUUGGUGACGCAUUCACUUUUCCUUGCGAGUUCGCCGACGAACUGCCAGACUUGAUGUUCAAAGUGCCGAAGACGGAGCAUGUUCUCAAGAUUCCAGGACCGUACCUUAACUACAGCCCUACCGAUGACGAUCCAAAGUAUUGCUGGGGCGGCAUGCAAAGCUCAGACGAGCUGGGUGGUAUAACCAUUAUUGGUGAUGUGGCUCUCAAAGCGCUAUAUGUCGCGUUUGACCUUGAGAACAACAAAGUCGGGUUUGCCAACAAGGACCUCGACGAUAUCGAUGACUAA
Messenger RNA from Fusarium venenatum, 1251 nucleotides. The record is from RefSeq and is a predicted model, not a curated record. Lineage: Eukaryota; Fungi; Ascomycota; Sordariomycetes; Hypocreales; Nectriaceae.